AUGUCAGCCAAAACCUUAAGCAACAAAUUCAAACUCAUCCUCAAGAAGAGGGAUCGUUUUUCCGGGGAGAAUGUGUCUCACUUAAACUCAGAGCAAACAAAUAUUCAAUUAGAAUUGCUAGAACAAGCGUUCGACAUCUAUAAUAAAGACUUUGAGCAAUUUACAUUGACUGUUGGAGAUGAUAAGAUUGAUACUUACAUAGAAGUAUUGGAAGAAGUAAGUGACAUUUAUGCACAUACUAAAGCAAUUUUAUUAACACGUAUACACAAAUCAGAAGAAGACAUUAAACCAAAAACAUUAUAA
This is a messenger RNA of Macrosiphum euphorbiae (potato aphid), 303 nucleotides long. NCBI's taxonomy places the organism in Eukaryota, Metazoa, Arthropoda, Insecta, Hemiptera, Aphididae. The record is from the annotation of a GenBank genome assembly.